ACAUACAAACACUAAUUGAAUCACUACACAAGGAGGAGGAGGAGGAGAAGGAUAAUCUCAGUUAUAGUAGUAGCAACACACUCAAUUUUAAUGGCAUUAAAAGUCCUUUCUGCCCUCGACUCAGCUCGAACUCAACACUACCAUUUCAAGGCGAUAUUAAUCGCCGGAAUGGGCUUAUUCACCGACGCCUACGAUUUCUUCUGUAUACCACCGAUAUUGAGACUAAUCGGCCACAUUUACUAUGACAAAGACCAUUACAACGUCCCCUUCGGCAUCAACUCCGCGAUCAUCGCCCUCCCUAUCCUCGGAAGCGUCAUUGGAAGCAUGGUCUCCGGCCGCCUCGGCGACAUGUACGGACGGAAGCGCGUGUACGGACUCGCUCUGAUUCUGAUGGUGGUGAGCUCGAUCGGGUGCGGAUUCUCUCUAAGCACGUCGCCGGUGUGCGUGUUGGUGAGUUUGGGGUUCUUCAGGUUCUGCCUUGGGGUGGGGAUUGGCAGCGAUUAUCCGCUGUCGGCGACGAUUAUGUCAGAGUUUGCGAACAAGAGGACGCGGGGGGCGUUUAUUGCGGCGGUUUUCUCGAUGCAGGGGCUGGGGAUUUUGGUUAGUUCGGUGGUGACGAUGGUGGUUUGUAAGGUAUUUGAUGCGGCGACGCACCACACGAAUGCUGAUUCGACGCCCCAGGUGGCGGACUUGGCGUGGCGGAUUAUACUCAUAAUCGGUGCAAUUCCGGCGGCCAUGACGUUUUACUGGCGCAUGUUAACGCCGGAAACAGCCAGAUACACGGCAUUGGUGGAGCGGAACGUCCUGCAAGCAGCCAGGAUCAUGGAGAAAGUGCUAGACGUUCCAAUUGCCGAGGACGCCGAAUCCUCACCAAACCCAUCUCCCUCCUACCCUCUCUUCUCCACUGAAUUCCUCUGCCGCCAUGGCCGCGAUCUCUUCUCCUGCGCCGCCUCAUGGUUCCUCGUUGACGUUGUAUUUUACAGCAGUAAUCUCUUCCCAUCCAAAUUCCUUCCCCCCGAUUCAGAAACAAAUAACGCCUUUCAAGACGCUUACAAGGUGGCCCGGUUCCAAGCACUGUUCGCUGUUUGCUCGACCAUACCCGGAUACUGGGCCACCGUCAUCCUCAUUGACCGUAUAGGCCGAGUCAAAAUCCAAAUCAUGGGUUUUUUCUUCAUGGCAAUUUGCCUAUUCGCAGCCGGAAUUCCCUACAACAGAUACUGGCAGAACAACAAGAAUGUAGGAUUCCUGUUUUUAUACGGGCUCACAUUUUUCUUCUCCAAUUUUGGUCCCAACACCACGACGUUUAUAGUCCCUGCGGAGCUUUUCCCCGCCAGAUUCCGGACCACAUGUCACGGGAUUUCAGGGGCUUUUGGAAAAGUCGGGGCCAUUAUCGGGACGGUCGGGGUUCUUCGGGCUACUGAUGGAAACCAUGGGAGGAUGCGAAAGGAGGCGGUGUUGAUUAUUUUGGGUGGGGUCUGUGUUUUGGGAAUACUGGUAACUUAUUUGUUUACGAGGGAAACGAAGGGGAGGUCGUUGGAGGAGAAUGAGAAUGACAACCAAGACGAAACCGAGGGCUCUGUUACUUCGGUUGAAUUAGGCCUACUCGGUCAUCGACGGCCCUAACUGCUUGAGCCGGGACCAUCGAGUAAUCGAUAAACAUGAUUAAAAAGAGUGCUAGUAGAUAAAACUUAUUUUCACUUUUGCUGUCGUGCUUCCACUUCUUACCCGAUGUUUUAUGGAAAUUCUUGUUGAAUAUAGCUGGGGUUUUUUUUUCCCCACUCCAUGGCCUCUUCUUCUCGGCCUCUUUUGUAAAGAUCCAGUCCCAAGCCCUUUGUGGGCAGUGUAUAUUUGGAUUUGGUCGUUACUCGUUUUUCAAUGUAAUGUAAAGUAAGCAAAUGUCCUCUCUAA
Molecule: messenger RNA, 1908 nt
Organism: Rhododendron vialii
Lineage: Eukaryota; Viridiplantae; Streptophyta; Magnoliopsida; Ericales; Ericaceae
Product: probable inorganic phosphate transporter 1-9
Exons: 2
Coding region: 91-1623 (510 amino acids)
Biological process (GO): transmembrane transport
Cellular component (GO): membrane
Molecular function (GO): transmembrane transporter activity
Source: RefSeq, a predicted model, not a curated record